UUUCGCCGCCAUCUUGGGUCGGGGGCGCGGGGGUGAGUCCGGGAGCGGAGGUCCCGCGGCUGGUGAAGCGGCCUUCUCCCUCCACCGUGGGGCGGGGGCAGGCCUGCUGGGAGCAGGACUUCAGGACGACACCAUGUCUGGAAGACUGUGGUCCAAAGCCAUUUUUGCUGGCUAUAAGCGUGGCCUCCGAAAUCAGAGGGAGCACACUGCCCUUCUGAAAAUUGAUGGAGUUUAUGCCCGUGAUGAGACUGAAUUCUACUUGGGCAAGAGAUGCGCCUAUGUAUACAAAGCUAAAAACAAUACCGUGACUCCUGGUGGGAAGCCCAACAGAACACGAGUGAUCUGGGGGAAAGUAACACGUGCCCAUGGAAACAGUGGCAUGGUUCGUGCCAAGUUCCGGUCCAACCUUCCUGCCAAGGCCAUUGGGCACAGAAUCAGAGUGAUGCUGUAUCCAUCUAGGAUCUAAAUUUUUACUAAAAAUAAAAUUCAGAAAUUGUU
Molecule: messenger RNA, 498 nt
Organism: Caretta caretta (loggerhead turtle)
Lineage: Eukaryota; Metazoa; Chordata; Testudines; Cheloniidae
Gene: RPL35A
Product: ribosomal protein L35a
Biological process (GO): translation
Cellular component (GO): ribosome
Molecular function (GO): structural constituent of ribosome
Source: RefSeq, a predicted model, not a curated record